GUGCUGUAGUCCCGUUGUACGACGCUCGCUUGGCGGCAGCCAUGGCGGCGCGCUUCAGCGGGGUGCUGCAGCUGACGGAGCUGGACGAUUUCAUCGCCCCCUCGCAGGAGUGCAUCAAGCCUGUCAAAGUGGACAAAAAGGCUGGAAAAGCAGCAGCCAGGAUCAGAAUCGAAGCUGAUGGAAGCUAUUUCCAGGUCAAUCAGGAUGGGGAAGCACAAAAGCUGGAGAAGGCCAAAAUCACCCUGAAUGAUUGCCUGGCCUGCAGUGGCUGCAUCACCUCAGCUGAGAGUGUCCUGGUCAGCCAGCAGAGCCACGGGGAGCUCUGCAAGGUGCUGGCCCUCAACAAGGCUGCUGCUGCCCACGAGCAGAAGCUGGUGGUGGUUUCUGUCUCCCCCCAGUCCAGAGCCUCCCUGGCUGCAAGGUGCAAACUGGGGCUGCUGGAGACAGCCCAGAAGCUGACCACCUUCCUCAAGGGUUUGGGUGUGCACCACGUGUUUGACACGACUUUCUCCAGGAACUUCAGCCUCCUGGAGAGCCAGCAGGAGUUUGUGAGACGCUUCCACAAACAAGCAGAGGACAAAAAGGCCCUGCCCAUGCUGGCCUCUGCCUGCCCAGGGUGGAUCUGCUACGCAGAGAAAACCCACGGCAGCUUCAUCAUCCCCCACAUCAGCACCACCAAAUCCCCCCAGCAGGUCAUGGGCUCCCUGGUCAAGGGCUACUUUGCAGAGCAGCAGCACCUGCCCCCUGACAGGAUCUACCACGUCACUGUCAUGCCCUGCUAUGACAAAAAGCUGGAGGCCUCCAGGCCAGACUUUUUCAACCAGGAAUACCAGACCAGGGAUGUGGAUUGUGUCAUCACCACAGGAGAAGUGCUGAAGCUGCUGGAGCAAGAAGGAGUGUCCCUGUCAGAUGUAGAUCCUGCUCCUCUGGACACCAUGCUGGGCAGGGCUGCAGAGGAGCUGAGCUCUCACGGCGGCGGGGGCUCGGGGGGGUACCUGGAGCACAUCUUCAGACACGCGGCCCGCGAGCUCUUCGGGAUCCACGCCGCCUCCAUCCACUACAAACCUCUCAAGAACAAGGACUUCCAGGAGGUGACCCUGGAGAGGGAUGGAGAGGUCCUGCUCCAGUUUGCUCUGGCCUAUGGAUUCAGGAACAUCCAGAACCUGGUGCAGAAGCUGAAGCGAGGGAAGUGCCCCUAUCACUACGUGGAGGUCAUGGCCUGUCCCUCAGGCUGUCUGAAUGGAGGAGGGCAGAUCAAACUGGAGGGGGAAUCCAGCAAGGAGGAGCUGCAGCAGGUGGAGAGGUUGUAUGAAUCCCUGAGGGCUGAGAUUCCAGAGGAAAACCAGGCUGUGAGGGAGCUCUACGAGCACUGGCUGGGGGGCUGGGGCUCAGAGAGGGCUCUGCAGGUGCUGCACACACAGUACCACGCCGUGGAGAGAGCCAGCUCUGCCCUCAGCAUCAAGUGGUGAGGGCUGCCCAGCCCAGGAGACCCUCAGUGCCUUCUGAACUCAUCCUGCAAGGAAUCUGAGCAAUUCCUGCCCCUGGGAAUGUGCCUGGCACUGCUCAUUCCUCCAGCUGGAGGGUGAAGUGAUGGGAAUAAACCCAAAGUCUGGCAGGGACACGUCAGGAGAGGCAGAAACACGUCCCAGGCUGAUGGGACAGCCCCUGCACUGCUCCACCAGCCCCAGUCCUGCCAGAACUGAGGAGCUCAAGGAUUCAGAGCUCAGCUCCAGGCUGAGCUUUGUGCCACACCCCAGAAUUCCUCCCCCAGGCCUUGCUGGAUUGUCACAGCACUCAGUUCUGUGCCUGCCUCUGCUGGAGCAGCCUCAUUUCAUUAGAAAUGGUCUCAUGAGGCCUGGAGUUCUCCCCUCUCACUGCCCACAGGGUCUGUGCCCUCAGAGAGGGGAUCCAAAGCCUGGGAUCAUCCCUGGGGCUGCAAAGGGACUGGAGGGAAUGCUGCACAAAGCCCUGUGAUUCCUUUUCCUUAAAUUAUAAUAAUUUAUACCAAGGGCAAUUAUUCUCUGUGUUUUCUUCCUAAACCCUCAGCAGGGAGUCACAGAAUUGUCACACUUACCCACCCUCAGCAGCCACUUACUGAGAGAUAACAUCCCUAAAUCCAGACAAAACAGGCACUUACUGCUGGAUAACACCCCAAAAUUGCCACAAAAUAAUUCCUGGCCUUGGGGCUGCCAGGAACCAAAGCCUCCUCUGCACUUUGUUCCAAUGAAUCCACAGAGCAAGUGGUGAUUUUCAUGUUUUUAAUUAAAAGCUUCCCAUUUUUCA
This is a messenger RNA of Vidua macroura (Pin-tailed whydah), 2283 nucleotides long. It is a transcript of the gene CIAO3, whose product is annotated as cytosolic iron-sulfur assembly component 3. The record is from RefSeq and is a predicted model, not a curated record. Gene Ontology annotation, cellular component: cytosolic [4Fe-4S] assembly targeting complex. The transcript is spliced from 11 exons. Gene Ontology annotation, biological process: iron-sulfur cluster assembly. Gene Ontology annotation, molecular function: 4 iron, 4 sulfur cluster binding. Lineage: Eukaryota; Metazoa; Chordata; Aves; Passeriformes; Viduidae. Bases 42 to 1469 code for a protein of 475 amino acids.